CUUUGUACCGGAAAAAAAAGGCAGAGAAGAAGGAAAAAAAAACAGAGAGAGAAUCGAAAAUAUUAUCUGUGUUCGAUUCGAUAGAUUGAAAUCUGAUUCUCUGUAUAUUUCAUCGAAAUCGGAGGGAGGAAAAACAUCCCUCGAAGGGAAUGCAGAGAAAUGAUUGGAGUUUCGUCGGUGAAGAAGUCUGAGCUGUGUGAUCGGUUCAACCGGUCCGUCAGCGGCAGGAAUUGCCACCGUAAACACGUCGAGGACGGGUGAUCCUUGCCAACCCAUCGAUUCGAUCGAUUCGAUUCGACCCUCGAAUACCCAUUUCUUGUUGAUUUCGAUCUGAGCUUUUUUUUUAAUAUCGUGUAAAACUUACCGGAAAAAUGGCGGAAACCGGUUCCGGCGGCGGAGGCGGCGGAGGAGGGAACCUGGGUCUGCUCCAUGGGAAGUACGAGCUGGGUCGGCUUCUAGGGCAUGGAACGUUCGCGAAGGUGUACCAUGCGAGGAACGUUCAGUCGGGAAAGAGCGUGGCGAUGAAGGUUGUCGGGAAGGAGAAGGUGAUGAAGGUGGGGAUGGCGGAGCAGAUCAAGCGAGAGAUCUCUGUCAUGAGGAUGGUGAAACACCCAAACAUCGUGGAGCUCCAUGAGGUCAUGGCCAGCAAAUCCAAGAUCUACUUCGCCAUGGAACUCGUCCGAGGCGGAGAGCUCUUCGCCAAGGUCGCCAAGGGCCGUCUCCGUGAGGACGUGGCGCGCGUGUACUUCAAACAGCUUAUAUCCGCCGUGGAUUUCUGCCACAGUCGCGGUGUUUACCACCGUGACCUCAAGCCGGAGAAUCUCCUCCUCGACGAGGAAGGGAAUCUCAAGGUCACCGACUUCGGUCUCUCGGCGUUUUCCGACCACCUUAAACAGGACGGCCUGCUCCACACCACGUGUGGCACUCCGGCUUACGUUUCGCCAGAGGUCAUCGGAAAGAAGGGCUACGACGGCGCGAAGGCGGACCUCUGGUCGUGUGGCGUCAUCCUCUUCGUUCUCCUCGCCGGGUACCUGCCGUUUCAGGACGACAAUCUUGUCAACAUGUACCGGAAGAUCCACCGGGGAGAUUUCAAGUGUCCGCCAUGGUUUUCCUCCGACGCGAGGAAGCUCGUGACGAAACUCCUGGAUCCGAACCCGAGCACCAGAAUCUCAACGGAGAAGGUGAUGGAAUCUUCCUGGUUCAGAAAACCCAUCCCGAGACCCACCGGAGACAAAAGCGACGAUCUCGGAGGAGGAAACAAAGCCAAAGGAGAGACCGAAACGCUGAACGCAUUUCACAUAAUCGCGCUGUCGGAAGGGUUCGAUCUGUCGCCAUUGUUCGAGGAGAAGAAGAAAGAGGAGAAACAAGAGAUGAGAUUCGCCACGACGCGGCCGGCGAGCAGCGUGAUAUCGCGGCUAGAGGAGGCAGCGAAGUCGGUGAAGUUCGAGGUGAGGAAGAGUGAGAGCAGAGUGAUGAUUCAGGGGAAAGAGAGUGGUCGGAAAGGCAAGCUGGCGGUGGAGGCGGAGAUUUUCGCGGUGGCUCCGACGUUUCUCGUGGUGGAAGUGAAGAAAGACAACGGCGAUACGUUAGAGUACAACCAGUUCUGCAGCACGGCUCUCCGACCAGCUCUCAAGGACAUUGUCUGGACAUCAACACCGGCCUGAAUUCAAUCCGGGACAACCCAGUUUCCGAGAUUUCGUUUCGUUUUCAUGUAAUUCAUAUCGUGUUCUAGAUUCGUAUUCUCAGUCGUUGUUCUUGAUUCUUAAAAGAAAAGUUUCCAUCUUUUUCGAUUCGUAUCCCAUGAUGGUGUGAAAUCAGAAUCAUGGGUUCUCAAAGAUGAUGAUGGUGGUGUUUGUCGUUGUCUAUAGUCUUAUUGUGUGUUUUGUGGGCGGGCAAGUGGAUGUGGCAUGUUUGGUCUGUGGUUGGAAUUGUUGUCACUCAAAGAUUCUCUUAUCGUUCCUUCAGUAAAGAAGGAUGAGAUGAACUCUCUUUGAAAGUUCAUGAGUCACUUUUUCUGA
Molecule: messenger RNA, 2018 nt
Organism: Tarenaya hassleriana
Lineage: Eukaryota; Viridiplantae; Streptophyta; Magnoliopsida; Brassicales; Cleomaceae
Product: CBL-interacting serine/threonine-protein kinase 6-like
Exons: 1
Coding region: 372-1664 (430 amino acids)
Biological process (GO): protein phosphorylation; signal transduction
Molecular function (GO): protein kinase activity; ATP binding
Source: RefSeq, a predicted model, not a curated record